GGAACCCAGCCCCUGCCCUGUUCAGGGGUUGGUGCAUCCUGUGAAGCAGUCAGACUAGUCUUCCCUCCAUCCCGCCCCGGCUUGUUGACUGUUUUGGGGCACAGGGCUGUGUCCCAGGAAGGACUAACCCUUUUGGAAAGGAGUACUGUACUUCCAACCCUGAGGAAAUGAGUGCUCAAAUGUGGUAGGGCUGGACGUGAGGGACCUGAGGGCACAGAUCUUAAUUCCAGAGGAGGAAGGAAGAGCCUCUCCCCUUCAGGGUCAUCAGGACAGCCAUGACCGGCAGGGCCAGGAGUCGAGCCCGAGGCAGAGCACGCAGUCGAUCAGCUCCCGAACCUGCAGAGCCCCAGCCAUCUGAAGUAGCCAGAGCAUCUGAAGUAACCCAAGCACCUAUUGGGCUCCAAGCGCCUGAAGUACCAGGACCCGCCCCACCACCGAACUUUGCUGAUAUAGUGAGACGCAGCGCAGCAGCUCGAAAACCUGGUCAAAUCCAGCCUAGACUCCAGUUGCUGUCAGGGGUUAGCCAAGUGGCUGGAGCUGGCCCACGCCAAGUGGUUGAGGCUGGCCCACCAAUAGGAGCAGAAGGAACGUCUCAGCCUUCAGAGGAACUUCAGCUGGCAUCUAGAUUGCAGGAAUCCAGAUUGCAGGAAUCCUGGCUGAGAGAGAGGACAGAUGUUGGUAGAAAUUUUCGAGACUUUGUGGUGAAUACUCGGCAGAAAUUGGGCCAUGUUAGAGAGUCAACGAAAGGCAUACAAGGUAGGCCAGUAGAGCUAUUUUCGAACCAUGUCCAGCUGAGGUCUUGUUCCCAGAGGAAUUUAUACAAGUACAACGUCAUCUAUACACCAGGCAUAGAAGAUGGAAGAAAACGUGAAGCUUUACUCUCUGAACUUGAAAAGUUGUUGGGAAAGUGUCACAUAUAUGAUGGAAAUUAUUUAUUAUUACCUCACCCGCUGGGGGAAAUGAAAAAGGAGGCGGUCAGCAAGGUGAAUGACAAGCCUGUGAAGAUAACUUUCGAGCUCUCCAGGGAACUCCAGACCACUUCCCCAGAUUGCCUACGCUAUUACAACAUUCUCUUUAGAAAAAUAUUGGAGAAGAUUGGUUUGAAUCAAGUUGGUCGCAACUAUUACAAUAAAUAUAUGAAGACUGUGUUCAACCAGCAUAGGUUGGAAAUCUGGUGUGGCUAUGUUACUUCUGUUCUUCCAUAUGAAACUGGUCUUACCCUCUGCGCUGAUGUGAUCCACAAAGUGCUCCGAAUGGAAACUGCUUAUGAUUUAAUAUCACGCAUUCAUGAAAAAGCUGAGGGAAAAGAUGUCAAGGAGAAAAUUUUAAAAAAAUUAGUUGGGUCAUCUGUUCUUACAAAGUAUAACAACAAGACCUACAGGGUAGAUGAUAUCGCUUGGAAGAUGUCUCCCAGGUCUAAAUUUAUAAAAUCGGAUGGGAGUGAAAUCUCCUUUGUAGACUACUACAGGGAGCGGUAUGGUACGGUGGUCACUACCUUCAAUCAGCCACUUUUGAUCACCAAGGGCAAACGGAAGAAGAGCCUACAGGACACACUCCAUCAACCUAUAAUGCUGGUUCCUGAGCUAUGCCACCUCACAGGCUUAACGGAUGAUAUGCGUAAAGACUAUGGAAUGAUGAGAGACUUGUCCAACCACAUGAGGAUGAAUCCAAAAGAAAGGCAGUAUAAGUUGCUACAACUCAUAGAUGAUUUAAGAAGAAAUAAGACUGUGCAAAAAGAGCUUCAAGACUGGAAUUUGGAACUUAAGACCAAGUUCUUGGCCCUCUCUGGAAGAACUUUGCGAGAAGUGAGAAUUCACCAAGGAAGACGAAUGUUUGACAACCAUAACGCAGAUUGGUCAAAAAUUACAAGGGAUGUACCCUUACUUAGAGCGAUUUCACUGGAUCAUUGGCUAAUAAUCUAUACUAAGGGAGAUUAUGGAUCAGCCCUUACCUUACACCAGAAUCUACAGCAAGUCACACCGAAAAUGGGCAUAACUCUCAGAAAUGCAAAAUUGCUUGAAGCAGAUAAUACAGUCGAAUCUUUUAUAAGCACCUUAGAAAAACAUGCUUCACCAAAACCACAGAUGGUCCUUUUCCUGCUGCCCACUGACAAUAAAGAAAUUUAUGAUGGCAUAAAAAGACACCUCUGUAUCUAUUGCCCAAUUCCAAGCCAGUGCGUGUUGAGAAGGACCUUAGGGAAACCCAGGACGCUGUUGACCAUUGCUACAAAGAUUGCCCAGCAGAUGAACUGCAAGCUGGGAGGUGCCCUCUGGACAGUGGAUAUAGGAUUGCAGAACGCAAUGUUCGUUGGUAUUGAUUGUUUCCACGAUAUUGUACAUCGACAGAAGUCAGUUGCAGGAUUUGUGGCAAGCAUUGAUUCAGACUUGACGCAGUGGUUCUCUCAGUGUAUUGUCCAGCAGUCAGGGCAGGAGCUUGUGAAGGGGCUGACGACCUGCUUGCACAAUGCCCUGAAAUUCUGGUAUGAACAACAUUCAUCUCUGCCAUAUUCUAUUAUUGUGUAUCGAGAUGGAGUGGGAGAUGGACAGCUUCAAGCAUUGAUUGACGAAGAACUAAAACAGAUGGAGUCCUACUUAGAAGAUGUUUGCAGAGGACAAAAUGUCAGACUAACUUUCAUCGUGGUGAAGAAACGAAUAAACACCAGAUUUUUUCUUAAAAAACCUGAAAAUGGAACACUUAAUCCACCUCCAGGAACAGUUAUUGAUUUAGAGGUGACCAGGACAGAGUGGUAUGAUUUUUUUAUUGUAAGCCAGUUUGUGAAAGAAGGUACUGUCUCUCCCACUCAUUAUAAUGUCAUCCAUGACACGCUUUACUUGAGCCCAGAUGCAGUACAGAGUCUAACUUACAAACUAUGCCACAUGUAUUACAAUUUUUCGGGUGUCAUCAGAGUUCCUGCUCCUUGUCAUUAUGCCCAUAAGCUGGCUUACCUGGUGGGCCAGAGUCUUCACCAAGAACCACAUGAAUCCCUGUCAAAACAUCUCUUUUACCUUUAACCUAGAGAAGAAAGCAUAAUGGGAUGUUGAAUACCAAAAUUUGUAAAAUUCUCAUCUUGAAGCUGUAUAUCUGAAAUAUUAGAUGCACAGUUUUAAAUUCUGAUCACUCUUGAUUGGACCAUGGACAAGAUUCAGAGUGAUGUUAAGCUGUCUACCAUUAAUUUAACAGAGGUCUUCCCUUUUCCAGGCAAGAGAAAUGAGAAUAAGGAUUUUGACAAUUUACCUUUCAAAUGUGUUGCAAGGAAUUUAUCAUGAAAUGUGCCUGAAUAAUCUAUGCUCCAAACAAUGCUUAUAUCUAUACCAAUUGUAAAAGUUGGCCAUUAGUUACUUGGAGAAUAUACCUAUGAACAAGAAAAUUCUAUUUAGAAAACCAUACCUACUUUAUUUUGAAACACUUUUCUGAAGGAGAGAAAAGAAAUAAAAGUGGCAAAAUUAAAAGGGAAUUUGUGUUUAAUAUUUCAUAUAAAAGAAAUAACCUAUAUGUGAAAUCGUUUGUACCAAUGUGGGAAUCCGAAUGUGUUUUUAAAGCUGUAUUAAGGAGAACCUUGUGAUUUGAAACUCGGAACCUUAGGAACAUUUGUCUCUUUUCCCAUAAAGAAGGGAAAUCAAGGGAUUUAUUAUCAUUUCUGUUUAAUUCAGUAUCUUGUAUAUGUUCUCUGACAUUGUGUUAGCUAUACCAUAAUCAGAAGAGUCUUGAAUGAGUUGUUUAAAUGAAGCUAUCAUAUUUUUCUUGAAAUCAGACACAUUUUUUCCUCUCUGCUUAUAAUUGUCUUUAAAUAGACUUUAAGGAACAGUAUGUGAAACUUUGUUUUCUUAUACUCCUAAAUACAGUGGUUGGUUGGUUGUGACCUGAAGCAGUUAGGGGGAAUAGACUGGCUUCAAAUAUAUCAGAAAGGAUAUAUUUAAAACAAUAUAACUGCUUUGAUUAUAGGUUAAUCAAUUUAGGUUUGCAAUUUGAACCCAACUCAUAAGACAUAAAAUUAAAACAAGUCACUAAAAUAUA
Phacochoerus africanus (Common warthog) is the source of this 4014-nucleotide messenger RNA. It is a transcript of the gene PIWIL3, whose product is annotated as piwi like RNA-mediated gene silencing 3. Gene Ontology annotation, molecular function: piRNA binding; protein binding. Lineage: Eukaryota; Metazoa; Chordata; Mammalia; Artiodactyla; Suidae. Gene Ontology annotation, biological process: regulatory ncRNA-mediated gene silencing. The record is from RefSeq and is a predicted model, not a curated record. Gene Ontology annotation, cellular component: P granule. Bases 276 to 3011 code for a protein of 911 amino acids. The transcript has 21 exons.